This is a messenger RNA of Penicillium pulvis, 8740 nucleotides long. It is a transcript of the gene atmA, whose product is annotated as DNA-binding protein kinase TEL1. Bases 1 to 8673 code for a protein of 2890 amino acids. Gene Ontology annotation, biological process: DNA repair. Gene Ontology annotation, molecular function: protein serine/threonine kinase activity; protein binding. The record is from RefSeq and is a predicted model, not a curated record. NCBI's taxonomy places the organism in Eukaryota, Fungi, Ascomycota, Eurotiomycetes, Eurotiales, Aspergillaceae. The transcript has 9 exons.
AUGGGAGAGAUAUUCUUGGACAAAACACUGGGGUUUCUGUCGUCAGACAAGCAGAAGGACCGUGCUGAUGGCCUAGCAGACCUGAAACAUAUCUUACAACAAAAUAAACAGAGCUCAAAGCUGCUGGACCUCAGCGAUAAAGCCUGCCACAAAAUCUUUGAAUCCUUGUUUCGAUUCGUUGCGCUAGAAAGAUCAAUUUACAAUCGUGCCCAAAGAUCGAAUUCCAAGAGCCCAUCUAGUACCCGACUGUCAACAUGCGCAUCGGUGCUUCGGAAUGCGGUCGAUACCUUUUUGCGGAACUUAAGAACCAAGACCGUCCGUGCCAUAAUUGACCAUAUCACCGAGACCAUACCGAUUCCAGGAGAAGAUCUAUGGGGACCUUUGAGUGUCGAUUAUACGAAAUGCUUGGCAUCUUUGCUACGCCAUGCUCCCCAUACCGAGCAUCUCGGCGAUGCAGAAUGGGAGAAACUCAUGGAUUUCUGCCUUGCAGCCAUCAGUGUGGAAGAUGCGAAUGAGAACCAGCUCAGUAUUCGCAGUGGUCAUCGUUCUGCCCCCGAGGAGGCACUUGACGGUAGCGACAGCCCCUCAAGUUCUUUCAGAAUGACCCCAACCCCGACUCAGAGAGAAAAAUACAUGGGUGAUAGAAACAACAUUGGGGAGGUAUUAGCAUGCAUACAACUUUUGACUGCGAGUCCCAGUGCCCCCGUGCAAGCUGCGGCCGAGAACAUACUCCAGGGCCUGGUGGAGUUCGUCAAGUCGCCAUCCAUAAUGGCUGGAAAUGCUCACCAGCUUGCAUUCAGUAGCAUCAAUACAGUCGUUACAAAAGUCUUUUUUGAUCAAUCCGAGCUGGUUCGAUCAUCCUUGUUGACCCUGAUCCCGGUAAUUCGACGUCUUUGGACCACUAAAUUUCACAGCCUGAAAGACGAGCUCCUCGCUACCUUGAUGCUGUGCAUGGUUAUUCUGGUCGAUGCGGCUGCCAAGGACCCGACUGAGUCAUUAAUGCUCUUGAUAGAGAGGUUGGCCGAUUCCUUGCAUUCUGAAUAUGUGAAGCGACCGGAGAAAGACCAGUUGCAAAUCGACGAUAUUGUCUUUUAUCACACGACGGUAGACAGCAACGCAUCAAUUUAUGGCCCUCGUUUGGGAAAUACUCGUUCAGAACAUAAUUGGACAAUUAUAUGGGUGAUUGCGAACCUCUUCAAGCUUUUAAAUUCACUUGCAAACCAAUUUCCGGGCUCUGAGCCCGAUCACGAAAUAUCGCACAAAAGACAGCGAGUCAAUUCGGUGAUGGAAGACAUUGUUCGAGACGCUACAUCGGCAACUGGCACACGAAAGAUCUGUGCACUGCAAUUAAUCCCAUUCCUAGAAAAGGACAUGGAUGUUGAAAGUAAGGAGGCCAUUACGCAGCGACUGGUCCCGUGUAUCCUUGAUGAUAGUGCGACUGUAUCGUCUUGGACUAUGUUGGCUCUGACUAGCAUUGCGAAGGGAUCAAAUGCGAGAUUCCCCGUUUUCAAGGCCCAUUGGCCACGGGCAAUAGACCUUACAAUCCGUUCAUUCUCCUCGUCUGGCACAUCGCGGGCCGCUUGCAAGUUGACCAGUUCCAUCUUGGAAGCAGACUUGUUAGAUUAUUCGAUAGCGACUGAUACCAUACGAUCCUUGCUCUCGUCUGCGAACUUCAAUGGGCCUUCUGCUAUCUCAGACUCUUCCCUAGAGCUGUGGUCGCUGAUUGCACGGACGAACCCUGAUUCAAUUCAAAAUUCUUCUAAUCAAAUUUGCAAUUGGUUGAGAGAAGUUUGGACGAUUGGUGCCGUAACAGACAGGGUUCAAACGGCCAAUGUCGCCAUGUAUGCCCGCCCACUGGACCUACUUAAUCUUUUUUUGGCAUGCACAAAUCGAUCCGUUGACCUUCCGUGUCUCCCACAAAUAGGCCUCUCAGGAACCAUCGCUAAGACCUGGUUUUUCUUUCACGAAAAUCGAGGGAUUCUGGAGUAUCUUUUCAAUACUGGGGGCUCUUUCGGAAGUUGGAGACCAUGGGACCGGAAUACCGCAUGGAGCUUGAAGCUCCAGACCCGGGCAGAACCUGAUGAUGAGGUGAUUCUAGAGCUUUUGCGAUCAAAAUCGGAAGCAUUUCUUCAAAUGUGGAAGACAUUGACUGAAGAGAAGUCAUACAAUGUCACUGGUGAUCUUCUCCAAAUCUCAGUUUCUUUCUGUAUCGCCUCUGGUCUUUAUGUGGCAUGUCUUCCUCCACAUCUAGCGCCAAAGAUACAAGACGCCCGGCAGAAUUGCCAGACCCUGUGGUGUGGCAUAUGCGAUUUCCUGGCAACACAUGGAUCCCACUUCAUGCAGGCGUGCCUUGGGAUAUUAUCGCCUGUACUUCCUUCACUGUCAACUCCAGACACCCAGUCCGUUAUUUGGGCGGGUCUGUAUCCGCUUGUUGUUCCGCUCGCCAACAUACUUGAAAAAUUUCGCCAAGACCAGAAGGAACAUCGCUUUGCUUCCACAGAUAUAAUGGACUUGGAUGAUCAACUGACAUCAAAUGAAGAAGAACAAUCUGCUGGCCAUAUGAUCCUUUCUUUGAACCGAGAAUCUAUCCCUCUAUUUCCAGACACAGUCUCUUUUCAGCGCUGCUUGACUGUCCAUCUCUCCCUUCUGCUCAGAUCACAGCCUGCCGCCCCCUAUCAUGAGCCAUCCGAAUAUUCGAGCCUGGCUGAAUACCUGGCUAGCCUGGAUGAAGCAGAUCUCCUCGCUGCCCGUCAUGUUCUACCUGAGGCCUACUAUUGCUGUUCGAAAAUGGGACGAGACGACGUUCUCCGAAUAAUUGAAGAUACUGGAGAAACAUGUCUCCAGUCAUAUGAAAUGGAACGCUGUGAAGCAUCUCAUAAUGCUUGUAUUCGUAUGAUGACCGGCGUUGUUGCAUGUUGGACAGGAACUCAGAGCGAUACUUUGAAUGAAUCAGCCAUGGAUCUGUAUAGCUGGUUCAUGGAGGCUCUCCUCGCUCGAAAGAGAGCGUCCCCCAGGGUUUACAUCGUUAUGUCUGAAUUAAUACAGGCGGUCCUUGAUAUAUGCCCUUCAUACGGAAGUGAGCAAUCGCUUCCGUCACCGCGAACAAGUCUAUUCACAAUCCUCCAUGAGGGGGAUGCUCAAGUUAAAUUCAGUGUUGCCAAUUUUGUUCCGACUCUUUUCGAAAGAUUUCUUCUUAAGGACCACGAUGCAAUCUUCGACGAUGUGCUGGAAAGUCUACCCAGAGACCCAGACUGGAUCGAGGGGAUUGCUCUUCGCCUGUUUGUCUUGUCUCUGUUGGCUUCUGAAUGGCAUACCUUGCUACGAAGAAGCAUUUACCAUAUGUUCGAAACACCAGCCCAGGUCCCGCUCUCUUUGCAUUAUGCUCGUAAAUGUAUGAAAUACGUUUCCAAGGCCCGAGGGCUAGAAGACGGCAGACAGCUGUUUCGGCUUUUUGCGUCCCAGAUACUUUACACAUGGACGGAGACCCAGCCAAUCACUUCAAUGCCAUAUGGCAUCUUUGGGUAUGGGAGCCUCAAAGAAAUGGUCGCUGAUGUGAAGGAGGAGCUCGUUGGGCAGAUGAUGAUGCGUGCCAAAGAGUCAGAAACACAAGAACUCGCAGCCCUUCUCGAAGAGCCCCACAUCAAGCUGCUGGAAACGUCGUUUCACAAAGCAGAGGCUUACAGUGUUGCUCGUGACAUCUCCACUCCACCAGAACAGGGGAGCCAGCCGAAAGGUAUGGAAUUCCGACUGAGAAAGCUGCUCGGCGCCCCCGGAUUUCUGGUCCAAGUGGAAAGCCAAUUUCCUCAAAUAAUUGCCAAUCUUUUCAAGGCGCUUGACAGAUAUGAUCAGAUUGAGCGGGCCUACAGCAAACGCCCCGCCUUCCGCUAUGCGCUUGAUAUCCAGACCCAAAUUGCCAGUAGAUGCAAUCCUCAAAGUUUGUUGCCCGCAAACCAGCAGCCAUCUUUCCGAGCUCGUUAUCUCUUGGACGAGCUGGAUUUUAUUUGCAACCGUGCAGGAUUUGAACUCGAGUCGAUAUGGACACCGACUUUGAUUUCGUUCAUUUGCCGAUCCCUGUUGGAGUCGAUCCACCCUGCUUUGGGAUCGCUCCAUACAUGUUCUGUUAUUCGAAAGAUUAGGAUUUUAGUUUGUCUGGCUGGCCCAAUAAUUUUGGAGGAUUAUCCAUUUGAGAUGCUUUUACAUGCCUUACAGCCAUUUCUUGUUGAUGUUCAUUGUUGCGAAGAUGUGCUGGGUAUUCUUUGGUAUCUCCUCGACGCUGGAAAGACAUACUUGACGCGUGCUCCGGGGUUCAUGGCAGGGAUUUGUAUAUCCACACUUGUCACACUUCGCAAGCUCUUCACAUCAUCUCCCGAAAGCACAACACAGGAGAGUCAGUUCAGGACAGUGUUUGCGAACGCGCAACUUUUUCACCAAUGGCUUUAUGAUGUCAUCAAAGCAUACGAUUGUUCGGAUUGGAGUGCAGAUGACCAGAAGUCCUUCUCUCAACUUCUCAAUAUUGCACAACAAUUUUCGGUCAUCGGUGAUUCGCUGAAUGGUCAAAAUGAAAAAUAUUUGGUAUUCCAAGUGCUGAAAGAUCGCAACUCUGCACAGCCUUUGUUGAGCAAAUCGAUUGGCGACAAUGUACUAUCCCUACUAUGCCCUGAGAUUAAGCAACCGUUGGAAAAGGACGACCUCAGUCUUGACUCAGCCUCCCACGUUGUUUCGCUAUGGGACACUCUGGAUAAAUUUGACAGCGGACCCGAGUACUCUUUAUGGGCAGCUCGGCUUAUCGGACGUUCAUUCGCUGCUACAGGCAAAAUAGACGAAAGCUUGCUGAGAGAGCAAAAACUUUCGCUCUUCAAAGCAUCUGACAUAAACGAUCAACUUGACAGCCUCUGUCAGUCCAAGGCUAGCAUUCUCCAAAUCCUUUGCGAGAAGCUACCCAACCACAACCAUGUGGAGGCUGGUCUGAUUGAACGUACUCUCCAACUGAUUCUCAGCAAAAUAGCGCAGUUUCCAGACUUUCAAGGCUGCGCGGAAGUCAUCCCCGAAUCCUUGAUGAAAGCCCUUAUCUGGAAUCCGUACAGCUGCCCUGAUAUUAUACUCUCGGGACCCGAAGUCGACAUUUGUACUAAAGCAAACGCGAAUGUAUCUGGGCUUUCCGUGGUUGACUGGGCUCGCAAUACUUCCCUCCUCCUGUGUAAUGUCUCCUUGAACGAUCCUGUGAUUGGUUCCCUGCGCAAGGUUCUUAACGUGAUUCCUGGAUUGGCCGUGCAAUUACUGCCGUAUAUCGUCCACGACGUUAUACUCGCAGAAGACAGAAAAGGGCAGAUUCGGCAGGAAAUUUCUGAGAUUUUCAGACAAAUUUUGCGCGAAGUGCAUGGCGAAACGAUGGCUCAUGCUCGGAGUGUGAUCAAUUGCAUCCUUUAUCUUCGCAAUCAACCUGUCCCAGAUGAAUCAACUAUUGUUGAGCGGGAUACGUGGCUUGAUAUCGAUUUUGGAGAAGCUUCUUCCGCUGCGCAUCAGUGUGGCUUACAAAAAACUGCGCUUCUGUUUCUUGAGAUCCAGGCAAAUAGGGCUGUUGCAGGAUCACGUCGCUCAUCUGUCGUGAAAUAUGAACCUCCAUUGGAACUUCUCCAUGACAUUUUCAAGAAUGUGGAUGAUCCAGAUCUGUUCUACGGGAUCCAGCAGAGCUCCUCCCUGACCACGGUUAUGGAGAGAUUGGAGUACGAGAGCUCCGGACUCAAAAAUCUUCUGUUCCAGAGUGCACAAUAUGACAGCGAAAUUCAAGUAUCUGAAAUCGCGAAUCCUUCCGGGGUGCUGAAAGCUUUGAAUGCUGCGAACCUGCAGGGUGUUGCCAAUACAAUGCUUUCGGCCGGAGGGAGAACAAAGAAUAUGCCCUUUUCCACAGUCAAUAUGCUGCAGGGAGCAACGAGCCUCCAGCAAUGGGAUCUGCCUGUAUCACCAUUGGACUCGUCCCCGUCAGCGACAGUAUUUCGUGCAUUUAAAAGCCUUAACACCUCGUCUUCUCUACCAGAGAUAUUUGAUUGUAUCGAUGGAUGUCUUUUGGCGACAAUCAACUCCUUAACCGACACCGGUCGAUCUGCAAUCCAGAUCAGAAACACAAUGCGUGCCUUAGGUAUUAUGACAGAGAUGAGUGAUGUAAUCCAGUCAUCAUCCUCCGAAGAAAUGAACAAUGAGUGGAAGCGGAUCCAAGAUAGCAGCAGCUGGCUGAAAACUGAAAGCUAUCACGAGGUUGGAGAGAUUCUAAGUUGGCACGAGGCAUUGUUCUCAUCUAUCAGGAAGAGUGACCUGCUCAAGUUAAGCUCCAAGAUGAAACUCGCAGAGUCAUGCCUACUUGAAGCGAACGUCUUCCGCCAAUCCCUCGAUAUUACUAGGAAACAUGCUGUGUCCCAGGCAUCUCUUAAAUCAGCAAUCAGCCUCUCAAGGCUGGCUGAACCAUGUGCUCAGCUGGGGAUGAACAUUGAUGGGGCGACUAAGUUUGAUCUUGCUAAUGUGCUCUGGGACCAGGGCGAGAUGACUGCAUCUAUUCGAAUGCUGCAGCUUCUUAAAGGUCAAGGUGAUUUACAAAAGCAAGCGAUUCCACUGAGCCGCUCCGAAUUGCUUGUCACUUUAGGUCAUCAUGUCGCCGAAGCACGCCUGGAGAAGCCAGAUUCAAUCCUUCAAGACUACCUCUCUCCGGCAGUCAAAGAACUGAAAGGUGAAUCGGCAGGAGAAACUGCGGGGCGAGUUUACCAUGGAUUCGCAGCGUUCUGUGACCAGCAGCUACUGAACGCUGACGGACUGGAAGACUUCAAGCGAGUGGAACAAUUGCGCAAUCGUAAAGAGAAAGAGCUUCGAGGCCUGGAGGAUAUGAUGAAAAAUGCAGAGGGCCGGGAAAAGGACUCCCUGAAAAAUUUCCGUUCGAAGGCGAAGCAGUGGUUCGAUCUUGAUGAUCGCGAAUACCAGCGUUUGCUGCGAAGUCGAGAAGCCUUCUUGCAACAGUGUCUCGAAAACUAUCUACUUGCCUUGCAAGAGAGUGAUGCCUACCACAACGAUGUCCUUCGAUUCUGUGCUCUUUGGCUAGACAAGUCUGAUAGCAAGAUUGCCAAUGCGGCCGUCUCCAAACAUCUCCAUGAGGUGCCGAGCUAUAAAUUCGCCCCACUCAUGAAUCAGCUCUCUUCUCGCCUGCUUGAUGUCUCCGACGAUUUCCAGGCGCUACUGGAUGGGCUCGUGUACAAGAUCUGCGUUGAACACCCAUACCACGGCAUGUAUCAGAUCUUUGCCAGCAGCAAGUCCAAAGGAGGAAAAGACCCUUCCUCCCAUUCUCGAUUCCGUGCCGCAAACCAGCUUGUGGAUCGUUUGAAGAACGAUAGCAAAAUAGGCCCGACCUGGGUGGCGGUUCAUAAUAUGAAUAUAACCUACGUCCGCUUUGCGGUCGACAAGCCGGACCCCAAAUUCAAAACUGGGGCCAGAAUCCCUCUGAAGAAACUUCCUACUGGUGAGCGUCUUGGACAAGAUGCACUCACAUACAAACUACCGCCACCAACUAUGAAGAUCGAGCUCCGGCGGGACCGGGACUACAGCAAAGUUCCUACUGUCGCCAAAUUCUCCUCUGAAUUCACACUUGCAUCUGGCGUCAGCGCGCCUAAGAUUGUUACAGCCACUGCAACUAACGGUGUCCGUUACAAGCAGCUGUACAAAGGAGGAAAUGAUGACCUUCGUCAAGACGCGAUCAUGGAGCAAGUAUUUGAGCAAGUCAGCAGUGUUUUGAAUGAUCACCAGCCAACCCGCCAGCGAAACUUGGGAAUCAGGACCUACAAGGUGUUGCCGUUGACCCUCCAUGCAGGUAUCAUCGAAUUUGUCCCCAAUACUAUUCCCUUGCAUGACUACCUGAUGCCUGCGCAUCAACGUUAUUUCCCCAAAGAUAUGAAGCCAAGUGCCUGUCGAAAACAUAUCGCCGAUGUGCAGAAUCGAUCAUUUGAGCAGCGAGUCAGGACAUAUCGCCAAGUAACAGAGCACUUUCAUCCAGUGAUGAAGUACUUCUUCAUGGAGAAGUUCAACAACCCCGAUGACUGGUUCAGCAAGCGACUUGCUUAUACCCGAAGUACCGCUGCAAUUUCAAUCCUCGGUCACAUCUUGGGACUUGGCGAUCGGCAUGGACAUAACAUCUUGUUGGAUGAGAAGACAGGUGAAGUUGUUCACAUUGAUCUGGGUGUCGCAUUUGAACAAGGGCGUAUUCUGCCCGUUCCAGAAGUCGUGCCCUUCCGGCUGACUCGGGAUCUUGUUGACGGGUUCGGCAUUACCAAGACAGAGGGUGUGUUCCGGCGAUGCUGUGAAUUUACUUUGGAGGCACUCCGACAAGAGUCGUAUAGUAUCAUGACUAUUCUUGAUGUUCUUCGUUAUGAUCCACUGUACAGCUGGACUGUGUCGCCGCUGCGAAUGAAAAAGAUGCAGGAUAAUCAGGAUGCGGGUGACGGGCUUCCUGUUGUGCCAGGGACAACAGAUCAAUCUUCGACGAAUGAGCCAAGCGAGGCUGACCGAGCUUUGACGGUGGUCGCAAAAAAAUUGAGCAAAACACUCAGUGUGACUGCAACUGUGAAUGAACUUAUCCAGCAGGCAACGGAUGAAAGGAAUCUUGCUAUGCUGUAUUGUGGUUGGGCCUCGUACGCUUAAUGAACUUAAUGUCCUUUAGCACAUUCUUUGCACAUGUUAUAUCCUCUUGCAUACAAGCCUCCAAGUA